UCUAGCAGUCAUAAGUUAUCAAAUAGCUAAUUCGAAGACCAAUUAUCAAGACAGAUUGAGAUACGCCAUGCUUCUGAUUGGUUGGCUUGUGUUAUUCUUUAUGGUAUGUUACUAUGGCCAAAAAGUUAGCGAAGAGUCUAUGAAUAUAGCUGGAUCGGUUUACAAAAGUAAAUGGUACGAAUUCGAUAUCGAUGCAAAGUUGCGAAAAAAUAUAAUUUUGGUAAUUGCCAGAGCCCAGAAACCGUUGACAUUAAAAGCCAAAUAUAUGGGUACUAUUUCUUUAGUGCGAUUUGUGAGAGUUCUUAGGAGAGCUUACUCAUUUUUUACAUUAUUAUUGGCAGUUACCGAUAAUUAAAAAGGACGAGUUAUGUUUAUAUGCAUUAGUCGACACCACA
Sitophilus oryzae (rice weevil) is the source of this 395-nucleotide messenger RNA. Its product is annotated as odorant receptor Or2-like. Gene Ontology annotation, cellular component: plasma membrane. The coding region runs from base 68 to 355 and encodes 95 amino acids. The transcript is spliced from 3 exons. NCBI's taxonomy places the organism in Eukaryota, Metazoa, Arthropoda, Insecta, Coleoptera, Curculionidae. Gene Ontology annotation, biological process: sensory perception of smell; detection of chemical stimulus involved in sensory perception of smell. The record is from RefSeq and is a predicted model, not a curated record. Gene Ontology annotation, molecular function: odorant binding; olfactory receptor activity.